Suhomyces tanzawaensis NRRL Y-17324 is the source of this 1830-nucleotide messenger RNA. It is a transcript of the gene PHO4, whose product is annotated as phosphate-sensing transcription factor. Lineage: Eukaryota; Fungi; Ascomycota; Pichiomycetes; Serinales; Debaryomycetaceae. The transcript has a single exon. The coding region runs from base 1 to 1830 and encodes 609 amino acids. Gene Ontology annotation, molecular function: protein dimerization activity. The record is from RefSeq and is a predicted model, not a curated record.
AUGGAAUCGUCGUUACCGUGGAACAACACGUUCUCCCCCAACACUCCUGCUGGCUCCACGCCUGGGAAGUCGCCGUACUACUCCGACUUGGACCAACUGUUGCACCAGCAACAGCUCCAGCACCAACAACACCAGCAACAGCAACAGCACCAACACCAAUUGCACGAAAACUCGACUCCCAGCGCUCCCUCAGCGUCGCUUCUCCACGACACUCCCACCAACUUCACAGAUACCGAGCACAUGUUCCUCCAGCAGCUUGAAACCAACCUCUACGACGAGUCCAACGGCCAGCCCACUGCCCCGGGCUCGGCGUCUGCCACCCCGAGCGCCACCGACCCUGCUGGCUACACCCAUCACCACCACCAUCAUCAUCACCACCACCACCACCCACAAGACCUGUCCCACGACAACACCCCCAACUCGCGUCCCGAACUGCACCCUAAAAGCGCCAGUGGCACCCCUGCGGGCAACACACCCAGUGCCUACCGUGCAGCGUCACACACUCCUUCGGCGUCGAACCCCCCACUGGGCGCACCUCCACCACCCCAUUUCUACGAGUUUGGCUUGGAAAACAUGAACUUCAUAAUUCCCGAAGACCUCGACUUCGACGCUGGGCCCUCCCAGCCCCAGUCGGCAUACCCGCCGUCGGCACUUCCACCAGCGCGUACCCCCAGCAUGUUGGCGGCAAACAAGGCUAGACAAGCGGAUACCGGCACCGACACCAAACGGUUUGCUUCGCCAAUUCUCCCCAGCCAGAACGACAAGUCAUACAACAACCAGCACUUCUUCCACAAGCAUACCAAAUCCAUCGAUCCUGCGUCAAACACAGGUCUGUCAUCCUCUGCAUCUGCACCCCAUCUGCACGUCCGUCCUGACGCGGUGUUCACCCCGUUGGUGUCACCCGCUGUCACCCCCUUAGAUACGCAGGUCAACGUCAACAAGGCGUCGUUCAGCCAACCUCCGGUCCAGACCUCGUUCGAGCCGUUGACAUCUCCUGCAUUAAAUGCCCAGCCGUCCUCCUCCUCCGACAGAAGAAGAACCUCUUCUUCCGCCUUUGGCCCCACCAUCGAAGAGCCCUCCCAGUACCAAACAGCCACUGCCACAUCUUCUACAUAUCACAAGCGGAGAACCCCGCAUGGUACACCCAUCCUUCAAGCCAACCCGUCCUCCGGAAGUUCGAACGGCUUGACCAAUGGCAGACAUGGCUCUCCGUCGUUGAAGGGGACCAGACCUUCCACCAACUACAAACCUACUUCGUUUGAAAGAUUGCCAGACUCCACCAUGGAUAGCAACAGCUCGACGCCAAUGUUGCCGCCUCUGACCAAGAAGGUGGGCAUUGCCAAUACCCCCAAUAACGGGGCACUGGCUCCGUUGAUGGGCUUCACCAUGGGAAGAUUGGCAGAACAGAGUCAGACCGAUGACGAUGAUCUUGAUCCUGAUGCGGACUUCGAUCUCGAUAAAAAACCGGGCUCCGGCAAGGUCAGUCGCUCGUCGUCCAUUAGAAACAACAAGGCGUCCUUGAGCCGAACAUCUUCCUCGUCCAGCCUCGAUACCUCUCCAGGAGUACGUGCCCAAAAAGGCACCUCCGAAGAUGGCACUGGUCAAGGCAAAAACAAGCCUGUCACCAAAAAAGCAUCCCACAAGUUGGCCGAACAAGGUAGAAGAAACAGAAUGAACAUGGCCGUGCAGGAGUUAGGGACACUCGUCCCCAAGUCAUACCAUGAGGAAGUUUCUAUUCCAUCGAAGGCCACCACAGUCGAGUUAGCCUCUAGCUACAUCAGAGACUUGCUCGGAGAGAUCGACCGGUUGAAGAGCAAGCUCCAAGAGUAG